CAAUGGAUCCUCCUUGGGGCUUUGUACGCACUUGGAAUCCAGCUGUCGCCGCCCCUCGGAGCCCCCUGCCCCCGAAGGGCGCACACUUCCGGGCCGCCUGCCACCCGGAUAGCUUCGUAGCCGCCACCCCGAGAGGCGACAGCUGCUCCCGCUAUUCCCCCGCUGUCGGGUCCCAGUGGCGCCCCAAAAUGCCGGUCGACUUCAACGGGUACUGGAAGAUGCUGAGCAACGAGAAUUUCGAGGAGUACUUACGCGCGCUGGACGUCAAUGUGGCCUUGCGCAAAAUCGCCAAUUUGCUGAAGCCAGACAAAGAGAUCGUCCAAGAGGGCGACCAUAUGAUCAUCCGCACGCUGAGCACUUUCAGGAACUACAUCAUGGACUUCCAAGUUGGGCAGGAGUUUGAGGAAGAUCUGACGGGCAUAGAUGACCGCAAGUGUAUGACCACGGUGAGCUGGGAAGGGGACAAGCUCCAGUGUGUGCAGAAGGGUGAGAAGGAAGGACGUGGUUGGACCCAAUGGAUUGAGGGUGACGAGCUGCACCUGGAGAUGAGAGUGCAGGGUGUGGUCUGCAAGCAAGUAUUCAAGAAGGUUCACUGAAACCCCCAGGAGACAAGCAGACCUUUGGCUCCAGGAGUGAAUGCAUGGACAUGUGGGCCAAGAUCUCCAGUGCACAGCAUGGGCCAGAAAGUCCAGCACCCCCCAAAUUCCCCACCUCUUUCAAGGCACCUGUGUCUUGACUUCUUCUCUUUCCCUUUUCUUAAAAACCAUUCCAAUAAAAACAACCUCC
Messenger RNA from Condylura cristata (star-nosed mole), 786 nucleotides. RefSeq names its product retinol binding protein 1, cellular (gene RBP1). Gene Ontology annotation, cellular component: nucleus; cytosol. Lineage: Eukaryota; Metazoa; Chordata; Mammalia; Eulipotyphla; Talpidae. Gene Ontology annotation, molecular function: fatty acid binding. Gene Ontology annotation, biological process: fatty acid transport; vitamin A metabolic process; retinoic acid biosynthetic process. The record is from RefSeq and is a predicted model, not a curated record.